Messenger RNA from Odocoileus virginianus texanus, 2180 nucleotides. It is a transcript of the gene B4GALNT1, whose product is annotated as beta-1,4-N-acetyl-galactosaminyltransferase 1. Gene Ontology annotation, molecular function: acetylgalactosaminyltransferase activity. The record is from RefSeq and is a predicted model, not a curated record. Gene Ontology annotation, cellular component: Golgi membrane. Gene Ontology annotation, biological process: ganglioside biosynthetic process. NCBI's taxonomy places the organism in Eukaryota, Metazoa, Chordata, Mammalia, Artiodactyla, Cervidae.
GAUGCGGCUGGGCCGCCGGGCCCUCUGUGCGGCCGUCCUGCUGCUCGCCUGCGCCUCGCUCGGGCUCCUGUACGCGAGCACCCGGGGCGCGCCGGGCCUCCGGGGACCUCUUGCGCUGUGGACGCCCCUACAGGGCAAGCCCAGGCCAGAACUGCUAGGUCUUGUCCCUGAGCCCAGAUACGCACACAUCCCGGUCAGGAUCAAGGAGCAAGUGGUGGGGCUGCUGACUGCCAACAAUUGCAGUUGCGAGUCCAGUGAGGGGAGCCUUCACCUCCCCUUCCAGCGGCAGGUCCAAGCCUUUGACUUCACCAAGGCCUUUGACCCUGAGGAGCUGAGUAGUGUGUCUGCCUCGAGGGAGCAGGAGUUCCAGGCCUUCCUUUCAAGGAGCCAGUCUGCGGCCGACCAGCUGCUCAUAGCCCCUGCCAACUCCCCGCUGCAGUACCCCCUGCAGGGCGUGGAGGUCCAGCCCCUCAGGAGCAUCUUGGUGCCAGGACUGGGCCUGCAGGCCACUUCUGGUCAGGAGGUAUACCAGGUGAACCUGACUGCCUCCUUGGGCACCUGGGACGUGGCAGGGGAAGUAACCGGAGUGACUCUCACUGGAGAAGGGCAGCCAGAUCUCAGCCUCGCCAGCCCAGGGCUGGACCAACUCAAUCGGCAGCUGCAGCUGGUCACUUACAGCAGCCGAAGCUACCAGGCAAACACAGCAGACACAGUCCGGUUCUCCACUGAGGGACACGAAGCUGCCUUCACCAUCCGCAUAAGACACCCACCCAACCCUCGGCUGUACCCACCUGGGUCUCAACCCCAGGGAGGGGAGACUGCCCAGUACAACAUCAGCGCUCUGGUCACCAUCGCCACCAAGACCUUCCUUCGUUACAAUCGGUUACGGGCACUCAUCACCAGCAUCCGCCGCUUCUACCCAACGGUCACAGUGGUGAUCGCCGAUGACAGUGACAAGCCAGAGAGCAUCAGAGGUCCCCACAUCGAGCACUAUCUCAUGCCUUUUGGCAAGGGCUGGUUCGCAGGCCGGAACCUGGCCAUAUCCCAAGUAACCACCAAGUACGUGCUGUGGGUGGACGAUGACUUCGUCUUCACGGCGCGGACGCGGCUCGAGAGGCUUGUGGACGUGUUGGAGCGGACGCCGCUGGACCUGGUCGGGGGCGCGGUGCGCGAGAUCUCCGGCUUCGCCACCACCUACCGGCAGCUGCUGAGCGUGGAGCCCGGCGCGCCAGGCCGCGGGAACUGCCUCCGGCAGAAGCGCGGCUUCCACCACGAGCUCGUCGGCUUCCCGGGGUGCGUGGUCACCGACGGCGUGGUCAACUUCUUCCUGGCGCGCACUGACAAGGUGCGCGAGGUCGGCUUUGACCCGCGCCUCAGCCGCGUGGCGCACCUGGAAUUCUUCCUGGAUGGACUCGGUUCUCUUCAAGUGGGCUCCUGCUCAGACGUCGUUGUGGACCACGCAUCCAAGUUGAAGUUGCCCUGGACCUCAAGGGAUGCGAAGGCAGAGACUUACGCUCGCUACCGUUACCCAGGAUCGCUGGAUGAGAGUCAGGUGGCCAAACAUCGCCUGCUGUUCUUCAAACACCGGCUCCAGUGCAUGACCUCAGAGUGAUGGCCACCUGGGGCCUUUCGGCUGUCAGACUGGCCUGCCUCCUUGUCCCUGCCAGGAAUUCCUAGCAAACCCCACCGGCCAGUGACCACUCCGCUGACUGUCCCCGUCUCCUUCAGAACUUGAUCCCAAACAGGGACUUGUCCUGGUGUCACUCCUUUCUGCAAGUGCCCAGGGGCAUGAUGGAGCCAUAACUUGUCCCACAGCCAGUGCCAAGUCCUCCCCCCCUACCCCUUCCCCUAGGGCAGGAAGUGGGGGGUUGCUUUUCAAGUGCCAAAGAGCCCAAAGGGGGCCUCUAAAAACCUAAAGCAGAAAUCCUCUCCUCUCGCCUCCUUGGUACUGAGGGGUUGGGGAAGCCCCCUAUGUAGCCCCAGGGCUGUGCCCCGCUCUCUGGAUCCAGGACUCCGCACUGGCUGCAGCCUCACCCCCAUGGAAAGAACGCAGUUGGAAUGGGGGCUGCUGAACACACAGGGGAAAGCCAUUCUUAGCUGUGUCUUUGCAAUGCUUUGGGAGUGGAGGAAGGGCACCGAGGGUCCAUGUGCAGACACCCAGACUCAUUUCAUGAACCCCA